UCACUUAAAUGGUUAGAAUGAUUACUGAACCACUUUUAAGUAUAUAAUUCUUCUUUUUCAACAUACAAUAUAAUUUCUAAUAAUAAAUCUUGCAGUUACAAAUAAAGGUUUAGCGCUCCUCACUAAUUCAAUUACCGGUGUUUGAAUUAAAUUACAUCACAAAAUCAUUUCUAUAGGACUUGUACUGGAUAAUACAUAUUGAGUCUUGUUUAUUUCUUUCUUUUAAUUUUAUAUAAAAGUUAUUGCGCUAAAAUGUCUGUUUAUUCAUGUUUAAUAAGUUUUGUUGUGGCCAUAAUGUCUUAUAUGAUGUAUCAACGUUAUGCCAGAGAAUAUAGUAGUUUAAUAUUAAAACCGGACAAGCGAUAUGAUUACAUUAUUGUCGGUGCGGGAACUGCUGGUUGUGUGCUAGCCGCUCGCCUCUCAGAAGAUCCUGGUACAAAAGUACUGUUAGUAGAAGCAGGUGAUCACAUGAGUUACUUCACAAAGAUCCCUCUUACUGCUACCGCUGCGCAACAGGGUCCGAAUGACUGGUCAGUAAGGACCACGCCGCAAAAGUACUCUUCAUUCGGCCUUUGGAGACAGAGACAAUUUCUCCCGCGGGGCAAAGGUCCAGGAGGGUCAGGUCAGAUAAACUUCCUCCUCCAUGGAUUCGGCCUUCCCGAAGAAUACGAGAACUGGUCCCGUCUAGGCUUCAGAGGGUGGACAUUUGAAGAACUUAAACCUUACUUCAUCAAAGCAUUCGGCACCGUGCGAAACGAAUUUGAUUCUGAUCAUUGUUCUGUGGAUGGGGAUUGUCCAGGGCAUACAGUUCCAAUGAAAUUAAAGAUGAUCGAAGAGGAGAAUGAAUUGAUGAGGACGUUCAGGCAUGCCAGUAGUUAUUUGAAUACGAAACAUAUGAUAUUUAGGAAGACAACAGCCACGAUCAAAGAUGGUACACGCCAUGUAUCCUGGGAUGCUUAUCUAAAACCAGCUCUACGUCGAAGAAACCUCCAUGUAUUACUGAAAACGCAAGCCAUUUCGAUUCGAUUUGAAAAUAUCACGGCAUCUUCAGUUUACAUACUAAGAAAUCACAGAGAGCUGGACAAUAUAUUUGUAAACAAAGAGGUUAUAUUAGCUGCUGGGACGAUCAAGACUCCACAAUUACUAAUGUUAUCAGGAAUAGGACCUAGAAAACUGAUACAUAAAUUAAAAAUAAAACUCGUAGCAGCUAAUGAGCACGUCGGCAGGAACUUCCACGAUAAUAUGAAUAUGCCAAUCUACGUAAGCAUCAGAAAACCUAUCAGCAUCACUUUAGCUAAAGUUUUCACCUUUAGCACUGCGUGGGAAUAUUAUUCAGCUAACCGUGGCUAUCUAUCAUACCCACCAGUGGCAGGAAUAGAGUACAGUAACACCUCUUCAUUAAUAUUGUUUUCAAUGGGAACAGCUAGUGAGAGGUUACUUCGAGAUCUUUCUAAUUACAAACCAAAAGUUUUUCGAGAUACUUUUGUUUUUCACAAUGACACAUCCAAAGAAGGUUUCAUGUUCCUCGCGAGUUGUAUACAACCUAAAAGCAGGGGAACUAUCACAUUAAAAGGUCCCAGUACAGCAGUGCCACCUGUGGUCAACCCUAACUAUUUACAUCGGAUCGAAGAUAUUAAAUGCAUGAUCAGAGCCAUUCGUCGUGCUGAGCAGUUAAUACAGACAAAAGCUUUCCAAGACAUCGGUGCUAAGAUUCAUUGGCCCAGACCAGAAAGAUGUCUUGCUUUCUGGAACUACACAAAAACAGACCAGAAGGAACAAGAUAACUUACGGAAAAGAAGGUUUCAUACAUCGCCUGAGUUAAAAAGUCCUACAAGUAAGUCUUCAAGGCUAACAAGUCCACCUGAUGAAUAUCUAGAGUGUGUAAUCAGAGAAGUGGCUGUCACCGGCCAUCACGCAGCAGGCACCAGCGCCGGAGGAACUGUGGUGGACAACCAGCUCAGAGUCAAAUCAGUGACAGGUGUUCGUAUAGUGGAUGCUAGUAUAUUUCCGUCUCCAAUAUCACUGUUCCCGAACUCCGUGCUCACAGGAAUAGCGGAAAAAGCAGCUGAUAUUUUGAAAAGAGAACAUUGAUAUUGUCACUCUAGAAGAAAUAUAUCUGUAAUUGUAACCAAGACAGACGCUGAUUUGCUGGAGACACGA
Diatraea saccharalis (sugarcane borer) is the source of this 2160-nucleotide messenger RNA. NCBI's taxonomy places the organism in Eukaryota, Metazoa, Arthropoda, Insecta, Lepidoptera, Crambidae. The record is from the annotation of a GenBank genome assembly.